UACGUUUUGAACGAAAUGUAGUGAACAGAUUUUACAGUUUUACAUGUGUAGCACGUGGGAAUUUUUCAAAAGUAAAGUAUUUUUAGAUUUAGUGUAAAUAAAAUUAAUUUCUGUAUAAUAUUUCUUAAAAAAAAAUGUCUAUUCCCGACAAAGUUUUAAUGAGAAAGAUUAGAAAAAGAGAAAAGAAUAAAUUAAAAGUAUUAAAGGAAAGAUCUGACAAACAAAAUGGUGAAAUUAAAAGUGAAGAUCUUGUGGAGAAUAUUGAUCAAGACGACGACGACGACGUAAAGGAAAAAAUUGGAAAUAAGCGUUUGACAACGCAAAAUGGUCCUGCUAAAAAAAAGAAAAAGAAUUUAGAAACAUCUAAAAUUGAGAAUGAACAAGAGUCAAAUGAGGAAUCCAUUAAUGGUAAUGAAAUGGAUACCAUGGAAGAAAAUGGAAAUAUAGAAUCAAAGAAUAGUACAGAUGUCGUUGAGAAAAGCUUACCUGGAUCUUCUAUAGGAUUAGAAAUAACAAAAAAUAAUAGUUUUGAAACGUUGAAUGAACGUGUAUGUGAAAAUACUCUUAAAGGAAUAAAAGAUAUGGGUUUUACACAUAUGACCGAGAUACAAGCCAGAUCUAUUCCACCAUUAUUGGAAGGCAGAGAUUUAAUUGGUGCAGCCAAAACAGGAUCAGGAAAAACAUUGGCCUUUUUAAUACCUGCUGUAGAAUUAAUAUAUAAAUUAAAAUUUAUGCCCCGUAAUGGUACUGGAUGUAUUAUCAUAUCUCCUACAAGAGAAUUAUCAAUGCAAACAUUUGGUGUUUUAAAAGAAUUAAUGAAAUAUCAUUAUCAUACGUAUGGUCUAUUAAUGGGUGGUGCUAGUAGACAAACAGAAGCACAAAAACUCGCAAAAGGAAUAAAUAUUAUUGUUGCUACGCCAGGGAGAUUAUUAGAUCAUCUUCAAAAUACUCCUGACUUUUUAUACAAAAAUCUACAAUGUCUUAUUAUCGACGAAGCCGAUCGUAUUUUAGAUAUUGGUUUUGAAGAGGAAUUAAAACAAAUUAUUAAUAUAUUGCCAAAAAGAAGACAAACUAUGUUGUUCAGUGCGACUCAAACUAAGAAGGUAGAAGCAUUGACAAGUUUAGCAUUAAAAAAAGAACCUGUAUAUGUUGGCGUCGAUGAUGAAAAAGAUAAGGCGACUGUAGAAGGUUUGGAACAAGGCUAUGUAGUUUGUCCUAGUGAAAAACGUUUUCUACUUUUAUUCACAUUCCUAAAGAAAAAUAGACAAAAGAAAAUUAUGGUAUUCUUUAGUUCCUGCAUGUCAGUCAAGUAUCAUCAUGAACUCUUGAAUUAUAUAGAUCUUCCUGUAUUAAGUAUACAUGGAAAACAAAAACAAACUAAACGGACUACAACAUUUUUCCAAUUUUGCAAUGCUUCUUCCGGUAUACUUUUAUGUACAGACGUAGCUGCUAGAGGUCUCGACAUACCCGAUGUCGAUUGGAUCGUACAAUAUGAUCCACCGGAUGAUCCUAAGGAAUAUAUUCAUCGCGUUGGAAGAACAGCACGUGGUGAAGGUAGUAGUGGACACGCUUUAUUAAUUCUACGACCAGAAGAAUUAGGCUUCCUUCGUUAUCUCAAACAAGCCAAAGUCCCGGUCAAUGAAUUUGAUUUUUCAUGGAACAAAAUAGCGGACAUACAAUUGCAGCUCGAAAAAUUGAUCUCCAAGAACUAUUUUUUAAAUAUAUCGGCGAAGGAAGCGUUCAAGGCAUAUGUCAGAGCAUACGACUCUCAUCAUCUUAAACAGAUAUUCGACGUUCAGACAUUGGAUUUGGCAAAGGUUGCCAAAUCAUUUGGAUUUGUGGUUCCACCAGCAGUAGACCUGAAAGUGGGAGCUAGCAAAGAUUCGCGGCCACGGAAAAGGCUCGGCGGGGGCGGUUAUGGUUUCUUCAAGAACAUGAACAAUCCAAAUGCCUCGCGACAGUUGCAACGUACCAAGACCUUCCGCCAGGUGGGUAAACGUGGGAAGGACAACCGACAAUUCACCAGAUAACUUUUAUAUUAUACUUUUUGCUUCGACGGUCAUUUCUUUUUCUUUUUAAUUCCAUUUUUUUUUCUUUUUUUUUUUUUAAAUUUUUUUUUUUUUUUUUUUUUUUUUUUUUUUGCUUUAACUCGACCAUACGAAAUUUCCUUUAGAAGAGUUAACUUGUACAGGCGUUUAGAUACACCAUAAUUUUUCCGAUUUAUCUUUUAUACGUGUAUGUGUCACCGACUAGAGACACACUAUAAAAGGUAAUACGAUCGAGCGCCCAAAAGAAGUUUAUCUUUUCUUUCUCGUAAAAUUCGCUUCUUUUUCUUCUU
Vespa mandarinia (Asian giant hornet) is the source of this 2338-nucleotide messenger RNA. RefSeq names its product probable ATP-dependent RNA helicase pitchoune (gene pit). NCBI's taxonomy places the organism in Eukaryota, Metazoa, Arthropoda, Insecta, Hymenoptera, Vespidae. Gene Ontology annotation, molecular function: nucleic acid binding; RNA helicase activity; ATP binding. The record is from RefSeq and is a predicted model, not a curated record.